Molecule: messenger RNA, 3956 nt
Organism: Pogona vitticeps (central bearded dragon)
Lineage: Eukaryota; Metazoa; Chordata; Lepidosauria; Squamata; Agamidae
Source: RefSeq, a predicted model, not a curated record
CCCGGUGCCGCCUGGCUCGCCGCUCCUUCCGCCGCGACCCCAGCCCGUCUCCUGGCCCGGAAGAGCGGAGGACGGAUCCUGCGCCUGCCUCUGAUCGCCUUCCUCUUCCUCCUCCCGGCGCUCCCCCAAGGAUGCGGGAGCCGCGGGCCCGGCCUUCCACCGUCGCCGCGCUCCGCCUUUGGUGCAGCCUGUAAGGGGUCCUGCCUGCCUCUCUCCCUCGGCUCCGACGCUCCCUUCUGCAGCCCCCCGUCGGAAGCGCGUUGCCCGCCCGCGUUACAUGCAUGUCCAGUGGGGGCAGGUUCAACUUUGACGAUGGCGGCUCUUACUGCGGCGGCUGGGAGGACGGCAAGGCGCACGGGCACGGCAUCUGCACCGGCCCCAAGGGCCAGGGCGAGUACGCGGGCUCGUGGAGCCACGGCUUCGAGGUGCUGGGCGUCUACACCUGGCCCAGCGGGAACACCUACCAGGGCACCUGGGCGCAGGGCAAGCGCCACGGCAUCGGCGUGGAGAGCAAAGGCAAGUGGGUCUACCGGGGCGAGUGGGCGCACGGCUUUAAGGGACGCUACGGGGUGCGCCAGUGCACCGGCCACGGGGCCAAGUACGAGGGCACCUGGAGCAACGGCCUGCAGGAUGGCUGGACGUACCAGGGCCAGUGGGCUGGCGGGAUGCGCCAGGGGUACGGCGUCCGGCAGAGCGUCCCAUACGGCAUGGCUGCAGUUAUCCGGUCUCCAUUAAGGACCUCCAUCAAUUCUCUGCGCAGCGAACACACCAAUGGCACCGCCUUGCACCCAGAUUCUUCCCCUGCCGUGGCCGGGAGCCCAGCGAUCUCUCGAGGGGGGUUUGUCCUCAUGGCCCACAGCGAUGCCGAGAUCCUCAAGAAUAAAAAGAAAGGCCUCUUCCGCCGGUCGCUGCUGAGUGGGCUCAAGUUGCGCAAGUCCGAGUCCAAGAGCUCGCUGGCCAGCCAGCGGAGCAAGCAGAGCUCUUUCCGCAGCGAGGCUGGGAUGAGCACCGUGAGCUCCACGGCCAGUGACAUCAACUCCACCAUCAGCCUGGGCGAGGGGGAGGCAGAGCUGUCGGUCAUCGAGGACGACAUCGACGCCACCACCACCGAGAUCUACGUGGGCGAGUGGAAGAACGACAAGCGCUCUGGGUUCGGCGUCAGCCAGCGGUCAGAUGGGCUCAAGUACGAGGGCGAGUGGGCCAGCAACAAGCGCCAUGGGUACGGCUGCAUGACCUUCCCGGACGGGACCAAGGAGGAGGGGAAGUACAAGCAGAACAUCCUGGUGAGCGGGAAGAGGAAGAACCUAAUCCCGUUGAGGGCCAGCAAGAUCCGCGAGAAGGUUGACCGUGCCAUGGAAGCCGCCGAGCGGGCAGCCACCAUCGCCAAGCAGAAAGCCGAGAUUGCGGCCUCCAGGACGUCCCAUUCCCGGGCGAAGGCAGACGCAGCCGUGAAAGCAGCCCAGAAGGCGCAGGAGGAAGCUCGGAUCGCCCGCAUCACUGCCAAAGAGUUUUCCCCUUCCUUCCAGCACAGGGAGAACGGUGUGGAGUGCCAGCGGCCCAAGCGGCAGAAUUCCAGCGACGAGAUCGAGGUCCUCUCGACGGGGACGCCCCUCCAGCAGGAGAGCCCGGAGCUGUACCGGAAAGGGACGACCCCCUCGGACCUGACCCCCGACGACAGUCCCCUGCAGAGCUUCCCCGCCAGCCCCUCGGCCUCGCCGCCCCUCGGCGGCGGUGGCCGGGGCAAGGGCGCCCCCUUCUGCCGCCAACUCUGCCUGGACGAGGAGCGGGGCGGCGAGAUCCAGAUGCUGCUGCUGGAGGGGCGCGGAUGGGGGUUGCUGGCCAGGUGUGGACAGGCCAAAACAUCUGGAUGGCUGAAAGAUCUGAUGCUCACAGACGCUGAUGGCAACCUACAGCUGGCAGGAUUUCAAAGGCUGGAGGAGCCCGGGCCUUGGGCAUUGGGUCAGGCAGAGUUUGAUCCCAUGCUAGCUGGCAAAGUAGCCUCAGAAGGCUCUCGGCUCUGGUCUCCGCUCCCCUCCUGCUCAGCCUGUCCCCUCGAGCUGGCCUUUCCCUGCUGUUGGCUUAUCCCUUUCUCUCUUUUCUUCCUGCAGGGCUCGGCUCCCAUCCUGGUCGUCAUGGUGAUCUUGUUAAACAUUGGCGUUGCCAUUUUGUUUAUUAACUUUUUCAUCUAACUUAAGACUGUCUUGUUUGCAAAAAUUAAACAGAUUCAUAAAAAAUAAGACGUACGAAUGGGGGAUAAUGAAGUGGACAACAGAGAGCAAAAAGUAGAAGGGGAACAAUCUGGUUUUUCUGAACUGUCCUGCAACAACUUCCGAGUCUUUUCACAGAAGAACAACAACAGAUUGAGCAUCACUCACAGUUUGCCUUUCCCCCCCCCUCUGGGUAAUGUUUUUGGAUUUUAGCCAAAAUUCUUUGCUUGUAUAACACUUAUGCUGUGUGGCAUGGCAGAAUGGUAACAGCGCUCCCAUCCGCCCAGGGCCAGGCUGGAUGGGAACGGCUCCUCAUCAGGAAACGUCCGUCAGGGUGGCAAGUGGUUCUGGGAAGCAGGGGGGAAUGGUCCACGCAGGCGGAGCUGCCCUGCCACGGCCCAGCGGCGUGGAAGGCCUGCCCUGCCUCAGCCAGGCUCCCAGGCAAGACCCCGGCCACGGGGUCACGCCCAGCCUCUGCAUGAUUUGGGAUGCUUGGUGGGAAAGUCCUCGGAGGUUUUUUGCCAAGAAUGUGAUUUUGGUUAACUGGUUGCUUCUUCCAUUCCAUCCAGAAAAAAGAGGAAGAUGGAAAUCAAGUCAGUUUCCACUAAGAGAUUUUUACAGAAACAAAAUUCAUUCUGCCCAAAACAUUUUGAUUUUUUUUUUGUAAGUUUGAGCUAAAAGAAAAGUCUUAAGCAUUUGCUUUUCUUGUCCUCCCCUCCCCCCGGGUAGACUCCUGAAAAAGAGGAGCACAAUUCGGCUCUUCAACUUCCUGUCCCAAAGCAAUGCUUUUAAAUUAACAUACACCAAGAAACCAACAGCACACAGUUGCACAUAUCAUCCUAUUGUAAGAUGGCAGGUACAGGUAAAAUCCUGUGCUUGUUUCCAGAAAGUUACAGCUCCCUCCCUUUGCUUAUUAAAAUGCUCACAUCCAUCCUUCUUGGCAUGAUUAAAACUUGACCCAGUCAGAUUUUUUAAAGAGGACCAAAGUUCUCCGUGACAUGCAUUUCUUCUAGUGACAAACCGGGCUCCAAAGCCUCUACCAGGUCCUGGGAGCAGGGAGCGCCUCAAGGGGGCAAAGAAUUUUACGCACCGUCUUCCAUCCUGAACCCUGUCCCUCCUCCCCCUUGCCCCCUGGACUGUGGGCACCCCCUGCCCCUGCUGGGCACCAUUUCUUGGGAGGUUUGCUUCAGGAGCUGCCCUGGCAGAGGAGGGGUAUGUGUGUGGCCUUCUGCCACAGGUGAGGAAUCAGGCGGGAUGGGGGACCCCGUUCCAUCUUGCCAUCGGCCACUUCCAGGUGUCAUGCUUGGCCUCUGAGCAUGUAGUAUUUUUGCACUUUGUCUGCAGGAUGUAUAUUCCAGCUUCCAACAUAUCCCUGUACAAAAAACAAACAAAAACAAAACAUCAUUGACAACAGCAGCCUCUGAGUACGUAAUGCUCUUUUUAUAUUUUGUUUGUUUUCCUCUUCUGUGUAUCACUUAAUUUUGGUAUGGUUCAAAACAUCUUUGUAAGAUGCCUGCCUUCUUUCUUUCCUUCUUUCUCUUUUUUGGGGGUCUAAUCCGUCUGGUCACCCUUGGCUCAUUAAAGCUGCAGAAUCCCUGGUCCGAGCCAUCCUUGCCCCACCAAGAGCACGACACUCGCUCAGUCCAGUUGUUACCAAACCAACUUUACGGGAAUGGAGCUGUCUAGGCUUGUGUUCUGGCGGCAUCAGGCCUCCUUCUAGAUGCUGUGCUCCAUUGCAAGAUGCUGUUG